Amyelois transitella is the source of this 3373-nucleotide messenger RNA. RefSeq lists its product as uncharacterized. Bases 168 to 3140 code for a protein of 990 amino acids. The transcript has 4 exons. The record is from RefSeq and is a predicted model, not a curated record. Lineage: Eukaryota; Metazoa; Arthropoda; Insecta; Lepidoptera; Pyralidae.
UAUUUCUUCAGUGAUUUUUAUUCAGUUCACCAAGUCGUACAUGCUUAAAGUGAGUGGUUUAAAACAAUGCUCUUGUGACUUUCAAUUGUAUUGAAAAUGUGCAUCAGCUAGAAAGUCGUUGAAAUACCCAUUUAAAACUAGAAAGUUGAUUAAAUUCUACCGUAACGAUGGGCAACGUGAAGUCUAAGAAGUCUCAAAAAGAGAUGGAUAAAUUUUUCGAGAGGGAAAGGCACAAAGAACUGAAAAGAGAAGAGAAAAAACGGAUAAAAGCGAAUCCAUUGAAUAAGAGAAUCGGAAAGGUGGAAGGCCCGGUAAAGCCGGCGGCACUGUCCUCCCCGGGCACGGCUGCCGCGGUUGCAGCCACGCCCGCGUUGCGCUCCUACGACGAUGAGGCGCUGGAUCUCAUGCGGUAUCAGCUACAUUACGACUCUGAUGCAUUUUUAUUGAAUAAUAUUCUUCUUUCGAUACAAUUCUUUAACAAUUAUGAAAGUGAAAUGGAUCAUAUCAAAUACAAUACAAUUGGAGAUCGCGAGCACGCCAUCAACGACGCCAUGGUUCAGCAUCACAAACAUGUGUUUUUCGCUGACCGUCUGCAAGAAUUAGUGUAUGAACAUGUACGUUACGAACGCACUCGAGAUAAAAUUGAACCUCUAGUGGCACCCAAACUCUUUAUUAUCUAUGAUAAUGUCGAAGCGAGUGAGCCAGGAGAUACAUCUGACUACAGUGCUGUUUUAGAUGCACCGUUUUACAAAUUAUGUAUCAAAGAUACUAAAGAACCAGGAUAUGUGAAAUUGCAAAAAUUGGAAAUUUUAAAAAGCACUCUUAUGCAAGAGUCAGGAAACGUUAAUGUCCGUAAAAAUGAAUCAGAUGAUAGUGUAUAUACUGAUUCAGAAAAAGAAUCUAUUGAAUCAGAUGAUAUCACAGAAUCAACAAAAGGUUAUGAGUUAUUGGAGAAAAUUAAGAAGAGAUUGGACGAUUCCCACUUCAAAGAUAGUUUUACAAACGACAAUAUCUCCAAAGAUAUUUUUGUUAACACAGAUUCGGAAAUAAUAGGAAGAAGAGGAAGUGGGCCUGUAAAACAAAUGAGUUGGCAAGUGCAAAAGAGUAAUAUUGCACACCUUAAUGACUUUAGGAAUACAAAUCAUGAAUUACUAGAGAAUGCUGGCAAUAGAGAACAAAAUUUGCAUUCAGAAGAACAGAAAGAAGUAUUUAACGAAAAUGAUAAACCAAGAAAAUCUAUUUUGAAAAAUUAUACAAGAAGAUUAAGUGGUCCAACAAAGGAGAUGAAAAACAAAAAUUUUGCUGUUGACAUUAUAUCAGAGGAUACUGAAACAUCAGGUUAUAGAUCCAAUUCAGGUAGUCGCCAAACAGAAUUAAGUGAAUCAGAAUCCGACUAUGGCUACACAACUAUAACACAAUCUACAACACCAAAGAAAGUAGAACUAAGCAUUCGGUCUACAUUUUUAAAUUCAGGGGUUCUCCCUGAGGAAUCUUGGAAAUCAAUAGACGUACGUAUUGACUGGGAUGAAGACGAUGAAAAUGAAUCUCAGUCAAAAAUUAUUCAAACACAGAACUUAUAUGAAACACAAUAUUAUUUAAGUUCCUUAGAAUUCAUGAGAAAUUUUGUAGACAUUUUCAUAACAAACUUGGGUUCCAGUCUAGAAUUAACUCAGGAUGCAAUCAAGAGCGCGCUAACACAAGGGGCUAGCAUUUAUUGUAAUGCUUUGAAAAAUGGACGUAGUAUUGGAUGUGAAAUAUAUCCAGCAAUUGUGGCAGCUUGGCCAAAUUCUGCUAAUCAAUUCAUUAUUAGGGAAAGAAAAAUUAUUCAAAAUCCUAGAACGAAUUUCAGCUAUCAGUGGCCUACUAAGCAAAUGGUUCAUAAAACUAUAGAGUUAGGUUGCUUCCUUAUCCCAGUUGGUUUCAGGCCGAAGCGUGGUCAAAAUCCUGAUCAAGAAUUACAAUGGCGGGUAAUUUUUCCUGCCGCGGAACGUUAUUUAGAAAAGUGUUUGGCACAUUCUCAUGUUCGUUGUUAUUUGUUUGCAUUAACUUUGCAUAAGACAUUCAUGGAAAAUGAGACUUUAAAAAUUGGGAUCGAUGCGAGUCAUUUUAAAAACCACUUAUUUUGGCAGUGUGAAGACAACUUCGCCAAAUGGCCAGAAGAUAGAUUAGGAGAGACUUUGAGAACAUUUCUACAAACAUUUUACGUUCAUUUUGGUCAGAGCAGACUACCAAACUAUUUUAUGAACAGUUGCAAUGAAUUUAAAAGUAUCCCAAAACCGCUUUUGCUCAAGCUUCAAAGAAAAUUAGCAGAUAUUUUAGAAGCACCAGUGACCCACAUUCUUUAUGCUCUCAAUAAGCUAAAAUACCAUAAACGUGAUUUUUAUCCGAAGUUCAAUAUUUUGAGACUAUAUGAAAUUUUAACAUGUAAAAACCCUCUACGAAUCGUUAAUCCGAGUUUACCAAUACCAACACAACAUUAUGAUGAUUCAUCAGAUAGUGAAAAUGAAAAUUCAUUCGAUUUCUGGGAUAAAGCAAAAGCCUUCGAUAAAAAUUACCGUUGGAAGAAAGAAAUGCUUCGUAGAAAAGAAGCUAAGAGAAAGGGAGUAAAUAUUAACAAACAGAAGGCAGCAGUUCCUCGAGAGAAAGAAAUGAAUCCUAGUGUAAAGCUACCGGCAAAAAUGGACGUAGAGCGUCGACGUUUGGUUUUAGAGCUUUUCAUUCCUCAUUUUAUAGCGAUGGCACGUUCAAGUGAAAAAUUCGAAGCUAUUGGACAAGCUAUUAUAUAUCUUGAGCAAGCUCAACGGCUCUGUAUGCUGUUGAUGGAGGAGGCAGUCGGUGACAUCACAGCUAAUGAGUAUUUGGAUGUAAUACGGGAUAAAUUAGCAGAUUGCCAACGAAAGCUAGCGAAGCAAGGUGGCUAUAAAUUGCCACCAAGAACCGAAAGUAACUCGGAGCGCCCUGUGCGUAGAAUAGUCCGCAAAAGUAGACCUCGCUUUGAUAGUAUAGUAAGUAACUCUCCCAUCGAUAAUCCAGGAAUAUCACCGUUUACUUUCGCUGAUAUACAUCUUGAUGAGCCAAAGAAAAACGGGUCGGUAAAGUUGAAUGAAAAAGCUGACGAAGAAGAAGAAUCGAAAUUAUAAUAAAUAGAUUCCCAACAAACAGCCGUGGAAGAUCGAAAAGAUCUAAUUGAAUGAAUAAAAACGGUUAGAUAGUGUUAGGGAUUUAAUUGUACGCUUUCUUAAAAAGGAGAAAAACCAAACAUGAAUCUCGUAUUUAAUACUUUAUUUUAUUAUCUCAUAAUUACAGUAAAUACAUUUAUAAUAUAAAAUCAAGAUAACAUGUAGUAACUAUAAUUAUUAAAAUGUGAAACUUA